Molecule: messenger RNA, 4040 nt
Organism: Solea senegalensis (Senegalese sole)
Lineage: Eukaryota; Metazoa; Chordata; Actinopteri; Pleuronectiformes; Soleidae
Gene: paqr7b
Product: progestin and adipoQ receptor family member VII, b
Exons: 3
Coding region: 618-1676 (352 amino acids)
Biological process (GO): response to steroid hormone
Cellular component (GO): plasma membrane
Molecular function (GO): steroid binding; nuclear steroid receptor activity
Source: RefSeq, a predicted model, not a curated record
CGCUGUGAGAGCCGUCAGGCGCUGCCGCUUCUCCCGUCACGGUCAUCCUCUCUAUCCGCUCUACCCUUUCGAACAAUGUUAUCUAUGUCCCGCACGGCUCCGAAUCAUUCACUGACUGCUGCAUCCGAGGCUCUGGACUGAUCCGAACAUCUACAGCGAUGUUUCUUUCAUUGAAACCCACAGCAGACGUUUGUACUCCGGGGGCUGAUGAAGCGAGACUCGAGGCUCACGCAGAGAGAGUGGAGAGUGGAUGCAAAUAUAUUUCGGACACUGGCUCUGAAAUUCACACAGACAUGUUGAUCAGGUGCAGCAGCUCUGCUUGUGGGAAUUAACUGCAACAGGCCCAUAAAUAGGCCUGAGCUUAAAACACACUUACAAUCAUGCCUCCAGGUUAUACUCGAGCACUGUGCUCCAGACUCAUGUAUAUUUUAAAAGGCUCAAGACCAUUGUUUGAAAGCGAGGGUGUGGACCUGGAUGGGGUUGUGUUACAUAAUGUCUUCCCACUCAUCACUCCAUGCCUUCCCUUCUGAUCCUCGCUCGGCCUGCGCUCAUCUCAUCCCACUCCGCCUGAUCUGUCCGAGGCUGCGAAAUGAACCCAGGCAUCCAAUCAAGUUGCCAUGGCCACGGUGGUGAUGGAACAGAUUGGUCGCCUGUUCAUCAAUGCGCAGCAGCUGCGUCAGAUCCCUCAGCUGCUGGAGUCGGCCUUCCCUACAUUGCCUUGCACUGUGAAGGUGUCCGAUGUCCCCUGGGUGUUCCGCGAGCGCCACAUCCUCACCGGCUACAGACAGCCGGACCAAAGCUGGCGCUACUACUUCCUCACCCUCUUUCAAAGGCACAAUGAGACCCUCAACGUCUGGACCCAUUUGCUGGCUGCCCUCAUCAUCUUGGUGAAGUGGCAGGAGAUCUCAGAGACGGUUGAUUUUUUGCGCGACCCUCACGCUCAGCCCCUCUUCAUUGUCCUCCUGGCAGCCUUCACCUACCUCUCCUUCAGCGCACUCGCUCAUCUCCUCUCUGCCAAGUCUGAGCUCUCGUGUUACACCUUCUACUUCCUAGACUACGUCGGGGUGGCUGUUUACCAGUAUGGCAGUGCCCUGGCACACUACUACUAUGCCAUAGAGAAAGAGUGGCACACUAGAGUGCAAGGCCUCUUCUUACCUGCAGCAGCGUUCCUGGCCUGGCUCACUUGCUUCGGCUGCUGCUAUGGCAAAUAUGCCAGCCAUGACAUACCCAAGUUUGUCCUCAAGCUGUUCCAAGUGGUGCCCUCAGCCUUGGCUUACUGUUUAGACAUAAGCCCCGUGGUUCACCGCAUCUACAAGUGCUACCAGGAAGGCUGUUCCGACCCGACUGUCGUGUACCAUUUCUAUCACGUGGUCUUUUUCCUAGUCAGCGCCUAUUUCUUCUGCUGCCCUCACCCGGAGAGUUUAUUCCCUGGAAAGUGUGACUUCAUUGGACAGGGCCAUCAGAUCUUUCACGUGUUCGUGGUCGUGUGCACCCUGACACAGAUCGAAGCGCUGCGAACAGACUUCACCGAGCGCCGCUCCCUCUACGAGCGUCUACACGGCGAUCUUGCACACGAUGCAGUUGCACUCUUCAUCUUCACUGCCUGCUGCAGUGCUCUGACCGCUUUUUAUGUACGCAGGCGUGUGCAUGACGUUCUCGACGAGAAGGAAGACUAAGAAUGGGACAAGUUGAGUUUAAAAAAAUGUGAUUUGUUCCACUGAGGUUACUGUUAAAUGAAAUGAUCAAAAAGUUUGUAUUUAUGAAAGUUAUCAAUUUGUGACAGUGACUGUGAUUUGCCAAACUACAUUGAGCUAUAUGUUGUUUUUCUUUUCUUUUUUUUAAUGAGGACAAAGGAAUCUUUAAAUUUGUUUUGGUAGCAAUACAGGUAGUGGUUAAAACACUGAAAUGAGUCCUUACAUCUUCACUCUUUUAUUAGUCUGCAAUGUUUUUAUUUAAUCAUAGUCUAAAGGAAUUUGGUACUUAACCAGCAAAAUGAAGACUGGCUUCUAAUGAUGUCUAUUGGAACAAUUUAAUGUUUUAAAUUAACUGUAGCAUUUCAGUUAGUGCAACCAUUUGUUUUUACAGACAAAUAGUGCAUAUAUUAUUCCAUAUCCAGUUUGAACUGGUACUCCUCUCUCUAAUUAGGUACCUUUCUGACUUAUUCUUCAGUUUGAUCCCGCCUGUCUGCGGUUUUUAAUUUAUCAAGGUGCCAACACUGUGCCAUGCAAAUGUUUGAAUAUGUUUCAGAAAGGUCCCGUGUCCAAUUUGAAAACCAAAUAUUACUCGACUUAUUCAGGAAGAGAUGUGUUUUUCCCAGUGGGUGACCCUAAUCUGUCAAAAUAUGUUGAAAGUGAGGCUGGCACUCGGUAUCAGUUUAGAGAUGGACACUGGAUUAUUGAUGUCACUUGUUGUGGCAGUGCUAAUCUUCCUUUUUUUUUUUAUUCAAAGGGCUGGAACAUCAGCUUUUGCCUUUUCACAUCCCAUGAUAUUAAUGCUUUGGUGUGCAUUGUUGAUCACAUUUAAGUCACAAAAAGCCGUGUCAGACUGGUGUUCUGCUUUUGACAUUUUGUUUUUGUAUAAAUAUAUAUGUGCCUCUACGCAUGUCUUUUUUUGGUAUAUACUGUUGAUAUUAAGUGUGUGAAUGUCUAUGAAAGCUUAGCCUUGCACUUCUUUCUUACCCUGUAAAUAACCUGUAUUCCUCUCUGGUCCUUUAAAUCCCCCUUUUUGUCUUUGUCAAAAGCAGAGUUUACUUUUUUUUUCUUCUCCUUCUUUUUAUAUAUAUAUAUAUAUAUAUAUAUAUUUUUAGUUGACUUUUGUCAAAUAAAAUCACACUGGUAAUGUUGCUUAGAUUCCUAUCCCACUAAAUUCUUAAUGUCAGAAAUGAUCUGCUGAAUAUUCAUUGCAACACUCUGUUCAUGAUGGUGUUUAAUGUGCCAAUGAAUCUGUUAUUGCCUCAGUGAUGGUACAACUGGAGACUUUAUUCAAAGUCGGGUUGUCUGAAAAUGACCUCUUGACCCGACUGCAAACAUGUUGCUGGGGAGAUUUAACCUCCACACCCAUGAAUAUGAACCUUUGAUAUCUGUUGACUUUGACGGCACUGACCUGGUCCCAUCAUGCACUGCCACUGUAUAUAUUUUAGCUGACAACACUGGCUAUGUUUACAUGCAUGGAGGUGUCUGCUGUUGAUGUCGUUUUUCUGGUGUUUUGUGUUGAUUCAGAGUAACCUGGGCAAGCCUGUGCUCUACUCCACCUGUGAAAGACACCUCCCAUUUUGCCUUUUCGUUUGAAGGGUUGUAGCAAAAAGAACGAGAUGUGGGGAAAGUUCCUUUGCACUUGUCAUCUAAUGCUUCUUUAUAGGGAUAUCAUUUCCAACUGGCUAAAAAUGAAGCCUUAAAAUCUUCAACCAACUCAGCCUGAGACACAAGGUUCUUGUCCUGGUCAUCCAAAGGACCAAAAUGAUUAAAGCUAGGGUUUUAAUUUCAUUACCAGGUAAAACAGAUGACUACGUUUUGUUGAAAUAGAAAGGGAGCUGCAGAGAGAAGACCACAGUGCUUUUGCAACAUUGAUACUGUGUCACAGAUUAUCUAUGGUGCAUGCCAAUUAAACCUGAACAGUCUUGACUGGAUUAAGCCAGCACUCCAUGUAUGUGACUUCUGUGUGUCCUAGGCUACUUUUAAGGACACAUUUCAGACUAAGGAUCAGUUAGUUGGAAUGGCAUUGGGACAAAAUCUGUGUCCACAAAAAGGAUUAUUUUAUUGGUGAGCGAUAAGGGUUUGGGAAGCUAUGACUUAGGCUGAGACCCCAAAUGUCCCCGGCUGUCUUAUUGCCCUGAACGUGAACUGUGUGUGUGUGUGUGUGCGCAUUGUGUGAUGUCUGUGUGAGAGUGUGUAUAAACAUAGCGUCAGAUGCCAUCCAAGGUUUCCUUUUAGUCCUUUAUGAAAUCAAGGUGAGAGCGACUACAAUGUCUUCUGCCUCUACAGAUAUGUAUGGCUGAGUGUAAUAUUCUGUGGUAUUCAAGAAAAUAAAAGUGUUCUAGUGAA